AGAGGCGGCCUCCUGCUCUGGUCUAUUAUAUGCCGAAAGGUAAAGGAGUCCACGAUUAAUAAGCAAGUCCGAAAUCUGCUCAACCUCGUAAACAAGGUGCUGCCAGCUCUUAAGGAUACACCUAAGAAGCAAGAGGUCUAUCGAGAGGUGGCCCGCAGUUCUAUCAUUCUCCUCAAGAAUGACAUAAAUGUACUGCCUCUUGACCCAUUAGCGGAGCAAACAUACGGCCUGAUAAUCGGCCCUGCUAUCGCGAACCCUGCCGUUGGCGGCGGUGGCUUGGCUAACCUUAUUUCAUACUAG
This is a messenger RNA of Fusarium oxysporum Fo47, 300 nucleotides long. RefSeq lists its product as uncharacterized. Gene Ontology annotation, molecular function: hydrolase activity, hydrolyzing O-glycosyl compounds. NCBI's taxonomy places the organism in Eukaryota, Fungi, Ascomycota, Sordariomycetes, Hypocreales, Nectriaceae. The record is from RefSeq and is a predicted model, not a curated record. The annotation marks the transcript as partial. Gene Ontology annotation, biological process: carbohydrate metabolic process. The transcript is spliced from 2 exons.